CACUCUUUUUCACUCAUCACAUUUUCUUCCAUCAAAAACAAAAAAUGGCAACAAAUUUCAUGGAUGAAGAAAUUCCUAUUGUAGUUUCACGCCAGGAUUUCCCUCCUAACUUUGUGUUUGGUGUUUCAACUUCUGCUUAUCAGGUUGAAGGAGCAGUUAAUGAAGGUGGCAGGGGUGAGAGUAUUUGGGAUGUUUUUGCACGCAAAGAAGGAAAAAUCGUAGAUGGAAGUAAUGGAGACAUUGCUGCAGAUCAAUAUCACCGCUACAAGGAAGAUGUCGAACUUAUGUCCAAGCUGGGAUUUGAUGCCUACCGAUUUUCUGUAUCAUGGCCUCGUAUUUUCCCUGAUGGUUUGGGAACGAAAGUCAAUGAGGAAGGAAUUGCCUACUACAACAAUCUCAUUGAUGCUCUGCUUGAUAAAGGUAUGCAGCCGUACUUAACAUUAUACCAUUGGGAUCUACCUAACUAUCUUCAAGAAUCAAUCGGAGGAUGGUUAUCCGACGAAAUUGUAAAAUAUUUCGCAAUAUAUGCUGAGACUUGCUUCGCGAAUUUUGGGGAUAGAGUAAAACAUUGGAUCACAUUAAACGAACUUUGUUCAACUUCGGUACAUGGAUACGAUGUUGGGACACAUGCUCCUGGGAGAAGUGAAAAUCCUUCUACAGAACCUUAUUUGGUUACACACCAUCAACUUCUGGCUCAUGCAGCGGCUGUUUCCAUUUACAAAAACAAGUUUCAGGCUCAGCAAGGCGGUGAAAUAGGCAUAGCACUUGAUUGUGAAUGGGCAGAGGCUUUUCCCGGUAAGGAGGAGGAUAAAAAUGCUGCUGCAAGACGUUUAGAUUUUACAUUUGGAUGGUUUUUGGAUCCAAUAUAUUUCGGGGACUAUCCUAAAACCAUGCGUGAGAGGCUUGGAGAUCGUCUUCCAAGAUUCACAGAUGAAGAUAGAGAAUUGUUAAGCUACUCGAUAGACUUUCUGGGUAUUAAUCAGUAUACAUCAAGGUUCAUUGCUCAUGCAGCAACAAGCCCUGACCCUGGGCAUUUUAUAAAAGAUCAACAAAUCGAAAGAAUUGUUAAAUAUCCAGGGGGUGAGGCUAUUGGUGAUAAGGCUGCAUCCGAUUGGCUUUACAUAGUUGCUUGGGGGUUGCGUAAUCUACUGAAUUAUGUUGCAGAGAAAUAUCAGAACCCCAAGAUAUACAUUACUGAGAAUGGAAUGGAUGACGAAGAAGAUCCAGAAACUCUUCUCCAUAAGAUGCUGGAUGAUAAAAAGAGAGUUGGGUACUACAAGGCGUACAUUGCUGCAUUAGCCCAAGCAAUCAAGGAUGGUGCCGAUGUGAGGGGGUACUUCGCAUGGUCUUUCAUGGACAACUUUGAAUGGUCUGAAGGCUACACCAAGCGUUUUGGUAUUGUUUAUGUCGAUUACAAGAAUGGACUCUGCCGGUACCCCAAAUCAUCUGCCAUCUGGUUUUCUCGUUUUCUUUCAGGCGAUGAAGGAAUGACUAUUAUGACGGAGGACUGAUUUCCUCUACAUUAGUCAUUAGCAUUACUGAGAAUUCCUAGGCACUUAAAUAAACGACGAGACAUGGCGUGGAGCUUCCAUCGCUAUGUCAAUAUCAUUCUGCCCUUUACUGGGUAGCGACUAGAGAGAUAAUAAUUUUACCAUUUGUGUG
Messenger RNA from Papaver somniferum (opium poppy), 1662 nucleotides. Its product is annotated as beta-glucosidase 4-like. Lineage: Eukaryota; Viridiplantae; Streptophyta; Magnoliopsida; Ranunculales; Papaveraceae. Gene Ontology annotation, biological process: cellulose catabolic process. The coding region runs from base 45 to 1511 and encodes 488 amino acids. The record is from RefSeq and is a predicted model, not a curated record. Gene Ontology annotation, molecular function: beta-glucosidase activity. The transcript has 12 exons.